Messenger RNA from Amblyraja radiata (thorny skate), 2284 nucleotides. Its product is annotated as leucine-rich repeat and IQ domain-containing protein 3-like. Gene Ontology annotation, molecular function: protein binding. The record is from RefSeq and is a predicted model, not a curated record. The coding region runs from base 48 to 2147 and encodes 699 amino acids. NCBI's taxonomy places the organism in Eukaryota, Metazoa, Chordata, Chondrichthyes, Rajiformes, Rajidae. The transcript is spliced from 9 exons.
GGUGGCGGCGUGCCGGAGCCGUUGCCCCGGGUAACGCGGCCUGCUCCAUGGAGCGCGUCCAGAGCCUGCGGACCCCCGCCGCCACCACCAGUGCCACCGCUCGCCAGAUGCCGUCAGAGCUGAAGCGAUUGGUGGACAACACGCACCUGGUGUCCCCUUCAAUCUCGUUGAUCUUGUCGUGUGGGGAGAUGGAGCACAUGAGCAAGGAGAAGAAACUGAAGGAGCUUGUGGUGGUGAACAUGUCGGCAUGUUACCUGAUCAACAUGGGCUACUUGACCAACUGCUCCGCUCUGCGUGUCUGCAUUCUGCCCAGGAAUUACAUCUCCAAGAUGGAUGCUCUCUCAAACUGUCCCAAUCUAAUCAAGCUGGAUCUCCAUAGCAACCAUAUUACCGAGCUCCCAGGCGAGUUCUUCUGGAGGGAGAUGAAGUGUCUGGAGGUGCUGUAUCUCCACAACAACAUCAUUGGUGACAUGUGCAGCAUCGAGGCGCUGAGCGGCUGCCCACAGCUCACCGUGCUGACCCUGUACGACACCCCCAUCAGCCUGGUGCCAAAGUAUCGCCACUUUGUCGUCAACAGCAUCUGGAGCCUGAAAGCGCUGGACAACUUUGUCAUUGCCGACGAGGAACUGAUGGAGGAAUGGCCGAGGAAUGACAAGUUCAAGGCUCUGGGUCCGCAGUACUCUCUACAAUCCCCUGCAUCAUCCCAGAUCUCCACCUGGCGCAGUGAGCUGGACAACGUCCAAAAGCUGGUGGGCAUCAUCAACAACAUCCUUGCCCAUCACUCCCCUGUGCACAUCAUUCAGCGCUGGGUCCGUGGCCACCUCACCAGGAAGAAGCUGGGAGCCACGUCAAGCCCAGGUCACCAAGGUGUGGUGUGUGUGGAGGUGAACACCUUGUGUGGGCGAGGUAUCCACCUGCUACAGGAUGGAAGUCUGUGGGUGGAGAGGAACCGCAGGCAGGGGGGCCAGCGGCAGGCUGUGCAACUACACAUCAACCAGCUGCAAGUGAAGACCUUGCAGGCUCGCUAUGAGGCCAAGGAACUAACGUCAGGCCUGUACCCGCACGUCUCGCAGGGGAAGAGCUGGGACAACAACUGCCACAGGAGCAACUCUCCCAGGCAAAGGAUGCCUGACUGGCCCAACGUCACCCCCGUCCCGGGUGUGUUGGGAUUUGGUUCGUGGAUGUAUGAGGAUGAGGAUGAGGAUGAGGAGGAGGAGGAGGAGGAGGAGGAGGUGGAGGAUGUGGAUGAAGUCACAGUCAAGCCGUGCCAGAUCCUGCAGCAGCCUAACCGUGCCCGCGAGAUGCUGCUCACCCACUGGGUGUCGGGGCAGGACGUACGUCAAGGCAUCCAGCAGCUGCACCAGAUGGGCAAGGACCGGCCACAGCCCAGCUUCACCUACCGCCCGCCGGUUAGGGUGGGCACCCGGCUCUACGCCAAGUCCUUUGGCUGCGUCAGCCUGGCACCCUUUGCUGCCAUCCAGCGAGCCUACAGCGAGCGGGAGAGAGUGGCCAGGCAGCGUGUCCGCGAUGAUCGCACCCGCCGGCAGAAGGCAGCUGAGGACCAGGCUCGUUGCCAGCUGCAGGGCCAGGCGGAGCUGAGAAUGGCCAGGCCACUGAUCCAGCACCGGGAGGACAGGGCCCGUGGUGAGCAGGCUAUCCUGCGGCGACAGGUGGAGCGUGUGGAGUCCCUGAGGCAGCUCCGCCAUAACAACGCUGUGUCCAUGGAGGACAGGCACCAGCGAGCCAUGGAGCAGCAAUCCACCAGGGAGUUCAACUGCCGUUACACCAUGAUGGCACACACCUCGCUCAAGAGGCAGAUCAGGGAGAAGAACGAACAUGUGCGGCAGCAGAAGCUGGAGAUGGCCAGGAACGUCAAACUGCACGCCAGCCUGAUGAAGGGGCAGAUCAAGGACAACAUGCUGGACAGACAGCUGGCGGUCCAGGCGGAGGGCCAGGCUGCGGACACUGCGGCCAACACUGUCGUCUCGUUGACCGCCAGAGACCGGCUGCUCCGUGCCAGAGCCACGGUGAAGCCGCUCAAGCUGACAACCGCCGUCGGGAAGGGCACGCCAGGCCCUGUGAAGCUGCCAGGAAUCAGCCGCCAUCUCCCCACCACCCACACCCUGGCCUCUGCCGCGCCCGCCUGACCUCCAGCCCCUGCAGCCGGCCGUGGUCAGCUAGCAGGUCCGGCUGUACCCAGCUCCUUCCUCACUACACAGCAAAUGCUUCAAACCCAGAGUGUGUACCUGUACAAAUGUAGCACUGAAAUAGAAAGAAUAACCAC